Molecule: messenger RNA, 2303 nt
Organism: Camelina sativa (false flax)
Lineage: Eukaryota; Viridiplantae; Streptophyta; Magnoliopsida; Brassicales; Brassicaceae
Biological process (GO): regulation of GTPase activity
Molecular function (GO): GTPase activator activity; small GTPase binding
Source: RefSeq, a predicted model, not a curated record
UUUUAACAAAUUAUAUAACUGGAACGAACGUGAUAAAAUCACGCGUAAGAGUGAUCGAUGUGAUCUCCAACGUCUCCCUUCCUCUUUUCCAAGUUCCUUCCUUUUAAGUCAUCUCAAUUUCAUCGCUCCAUUGUUCUUCAGGUAUCAAUUUUACUGCUGUGGAAAUUUUAGAGUAGGCGUCUAUGUUGAUUUAGAAAGUUAAGGAUUUGGAUACGACCCUCUUUGAUCUGACACCGGAAUGUUGGUUCGUUAAAUGGAGAGAAAAAUAACAGAUGACAGUGAACUAGGACCAGUCCCUCUGGUUGUACCGGUUGAUAGAUUUGGGUUUCUUAAGCAGGAACAUGGCAAUUCUUCUCCUCAUCGUUUCACCAAGACUAGAUCAUCAUCUAGUUCAUAUGACAAGGAGGAGAGAAGAGUGACAAAAUGGAGGAAGAUGAUUGGAACUGGAGGUAGUGACUGGAAGCAUUACGUUAGGAGAAAACCUCAUGUUGUCAAGAGGCGAAUUCGAAAAGGGAUCCCUGAUUGCUUAAGGGGUCUUGUCUGGCAAUUGAUCUCCGGAAGCCGAGACCUUUUGCUUAUGAAUCCUGGUGUUUAUGUGCAACUGGUGAUUUAUGAGACAUCAGCAUCAGAACUUGAUAUCAUUAGGGAUAUCUCCCGUACUUUCCCAUCACAUGUUUUCUUCCAGAAGAGACAUGGACCAGGCCAAAGAUCCUUAUACAAUGUUCUAAAAGCAUACUCUGUUUAUGACAGAGAUGUUGGAUACGUUCAGGGAAUGGGUUUUGUAGCCGGUUUGUUGCUUCUUUAUAUGAGCGAAGAAGAUGCCUUCUGGUUGUUAGUUGCAUUACUCAAAGGAGCUGUUCACUCCCCAAUGGAAGGAUUGUAUCAGGCAGGGCUUCCUCUUGUACAGCAAUAUCUAUUACAGUUUGAUCAGUUGGUAAGGGAGCUAAUGCCGAAACUAGGAGAACAUUUCACUCAAGAAAUGAUCAAUCCGAGUAUGUAUGCAAGUCAAUGGUUCAUAACUGUCUUUUCGUAUUCAGUUCCUUUCCCUGCGGCUCUACGAAUUUGGGAUGUGUUUCUAGCCGAGGGUGUGAACGUUGUGUUUAAAGUUGGUUUAGCAUUGUUGAAGUAUUGCCAUGAUGAUUUGUUGAAAUUGCCGUUUGAGGAACUCAUGCAUGCUCUGAGGAAUUUCCCUGAAGAUGCCAUGGAUCCUGAUACUUUGCUUCCACUGGCUUAUUCCAUUAAGGUAGCAAAGCGUUUGGAAGAAAUGAAUCAGGAGAGUGAGAAGGCUGUAGCUAAACAGGCUCAAACGGCCAAACCGGUUCAACUAUAGGGUUUGAUCUUCUUCAACCGAAUCAAACCGAAACCGAUUCACCAAGAUUCUUCUCAUUCUUUUUUUUUGAUGCAAUUUUUUAUCUUCGUUUAUAGACACCCUCAUGUGUGAAAACAAUAUAAGUCUUUCUUUUGGGAAUUGGGGGCAUAUAACUGAAAUUAACUUUUUUUUUUUUAAAAGAAAAAACAAAUUGUUAAUAGAAAACUCAAGCUUGGAUCUAGAAGAAACAUUUCUCAAAGUCCGUUGCACAUAUUGCUCUGAAUUAUCUCUUGUUUUGAAAAAAAAAAAGUAUUACGUCUUUUCACAUGUGUGACUUUUGUUGUGAUAUUGGUGAUGUCUAUCUCAAAUCCAAAUCCUUACUGUCUCUUUCAAUCCAGUGUGGUUGAUCUGAUUAAGGCGAAGAUAACGUUAGUGUCACGCACAAACCUUUUAAUAAACACUUAUAAAUAAAUGCAGCAACCCCUACACGUUUUCCUUCAAGUUUCUAGAGUUUUGAUUCAAGUCUUUGCAGUUUUCUGAUUCAUUUUGGAUCUCUGGUUGGUUUUUGUCAGAUAUAUGCAAAGUAGUAUACAUUGAUGGUAAUUGCUCAACUCAAUUUUGAUAUGAAUUUUCAGAAGAUGAUGAAAGAGGUAAAGGAGGCUUUUCGUUUUGUAUGUUCAUCUGAAUUCUGGAGGAUGGUUCUGUUUUGGAGUAUCUGUCUUGUUUCUUCUGACUUUCAAUUGCUUAGAGCAAGGAUUUUUGGCUCAAAAUCUACUUCCAUUUCUGGCUCCAUCUAUCCACAUAAUGGAUCUUCGAAAGCCAUUUGUGUUAUCACUGGUGUAAAUGAAGUAAUAUGUUUACUCGCAAUUUGCUUACCUAUUCUUGUUGCAUCAAAACUUCACACUUGUGUUAUGUUAUCACUGGUUGUGUGAAUCAUUGCUUUGAUUAUGGCAUGAUGUAAUGCCUCCAGUUUUAAUUAUAGACUUGUUUUGUU